GAAAAGGGUUUGUUUGAAAGGCUCAAUUGUUUCUUUUGAGUCUCCGAGCCAGACGCCUGGUGUUCUCUCUUUCAUAACUGUUCAUCUGUUCGCAGUGGAAACCCUACUAAGAAAUCUCUGAAGAUGUCUGGAGCCCAGGAAGAAGAGAAGAAGCCUAUGGAUCAAGCAGCUCACAUUAAUCUCAAGGUUAAGGGUCAGGAUGGGAAUGAGGUCUUUUUCAGGAUCAAACGCAGCACCCAACUAAGGAAGCUCAUGAGUGCUUACUGUGACCGUCAGUCUGUAGAUCAAAAUUCUAUUGCCUUCUUGUUUGACGGUCGGCGACUCCGUGGAGAGCAAACCCCUGAUGAGCUUGAGAUGGAGGAUGGAGAUGAAAUUGAUGCAAUGCUGCACCAGACAGGUGGUAGUUUUGGAGAUCUCUGAGAUUUUAUGAAGGAAGAAAUAGAUUCCGUAGGGUUACGACUUAGUUAAAUAUUUGCUGGUGUGCUAGUACUUAUACUGCCUUUAUGUAAAGAAGAAAGGAUCCAAACUGGACUAAGGAAUCCAGAACUUGAUUUCAGGUUUUGGUGGAAGAACACUAGGUGUCCUUUCUACAUUUUGUCAGAUAUGAAAAUAGAAUGCUUGAAAUUGUUAACAUGCAUAUUCAUGUGAUCACUUCUUCCA
Macadamia integrifolia is the source of this 660-nucleotide messenger RNA. RefSeq names its product small ubiquitin-related modifier 1-like. Gene Ontology annotation, biological process: protein sumoylation. Gene Ontology annotation, molecular function: ubiquitin-like protein ligase binding; protein tag activity. The coding region runs from base 124 to 420 and encodes 98 amino acids. Lineage: Eukaryota; Viridiplantae; Streptophyta; Magnoliopsida; Proteales; Proteaceae. The record is from RefSeq and is a predicted model, not a curated record. The transcript has 3 exons. Gene Ontology annotation, cellular component: nucleus.